Molecule: messenger RNA, 1532 nt
Organism: Malaya genurostris
Lineage: Eukaryota; Metazoa; Arthropoda; Insecta; Diptera; Culicidae
Product: putative inositol monophosphatase 3
Exons: 4
Coding region: 373-1392 (339 amino acids)
Biological process (GO): phosphatidylinositol phosphate biosynthetic process
Cellular component (GO): endomembrane system
Molecular function (GO): 3'-nucleotidase activity
Source: RefSeq, a predicted model, not a curated record
UGCAGAUAAUAGAAAUUUUUAUCUGUCGUGCCUGUUAUCAAUGGCUCUUCGUUUCCGAAAUCGUUUUUUCUUGUCUUAAGUUAGACCUAGGUUAAAAUAGGUUUAGUGGGCUGAAACAUUGAUAACGUUUUUGCUAACUUGAUUAAAUUCUUCGUAAUUCAGGUGAUUUAAAAUGAUACUGAGAAACGAAAAACAAAUCGCUUGGUUUUCUGACACAUUUAUAGUGCGAUGGAAAACGUCAAAGUAAAAGAAAACCAAAACAUUAAAUUAUUAGUAGUGUAUGAUAAUAUUUACCUAAACAACUCGAAAAACCUUCUUUUAGAUUUCUAUAAAAAAUAGUGUAUAAAAAAAUUAUAACAAAAUCAGAGCAUAAUGAAUCUUGGAGGAUCAAUUCGAAUUAAUAAACUAGGUAUAUUUAUCAUAGUAAUAAUGUUUGUUGGAUUCGUAUACUACUUGUCAUCUGGAAAGUCACACAAUAAUAACUACACUUUAAACAAAAAUCCCAACGAAGUAAAUUUGCGCAAGCUUCUAAUUGGAUCAAUUCAAGCAGCGCAACAGGGCGGUAUUGAAGUUGUGGAAGUGUCUAAAAGCGCCGAUUUCAAAGUUCAAAACAAAGGUAAAACGAAUGAAGGCGCUAAUGAUCCCGUAACAGAUGCCGAUUUUCGCUCUCAUUGUGUGAUGGUUGAUGGUUUACAUCGAAUCUUUCCGAAAAUAAAAAUCAUCUCUGAGGAAGAUGGAACAAAACGUAAUUGCCCUGAUGCGAAAUUAUUCGAUCUCGAUCCAACAGUGGUACAGGAAAAUUCAAAUAUUCCCGAUUAUAUCGUGGAUAUCAAUGAUGUGACUGUUUGGAUAGAUCCACUUGAUGCAACUCAAGAAUAUACAGAGAAUCUAUUUCAAUACGUCACAACCAUGGUUUGUGUUGCUGUUAAAGGAGUCCCGGAGAUAGGAGUUAUUCACAGUCCGUUUGCCAAGAAAACCAUUUGGGCAUGGAGGCAAAAGGUUGUGUCAGAGCCGUUGGAACUUUUGAAAAGAGACGAGGAUGUUAAACAUCCUGUUGUUAUUGUUUCGCGUUCCCAUAGUGGAGAGGUUAAAAGCAUUGCGAAGAAAGUUUUUGGUGAAAACACUCACAUCAUUCCAGCAGGCGGAGCAGGAUAUAAGGUACUUCAAGUAUUACAUAACAACGCUACGGUUUACAUCCACUCAACUGCUAUAAAGAAAUGGGAUAUUUGUGCAGGAAAUGCGAUUCUUUCCGCAGUGGGCGGCAAAAUGACAGACUUAAAAAAUCAAAAUAUAUUGUACAAUGACAAAGAUGCGUUUGUCAACGAAAAUGGACUGCUUGCAACGGUUGCGGAAAGCACUCAUGAACAGUAUAUUAGAAAAAUUAUUGAGUAAUAGUUAUUCCUUCAGUAAUCGUAUGUUUUAUCACUUGAAAUAUUUCACAUGUUUGAUUUGAAAUGCUCGUUUUUUUUAGAUCUGUUUGUGAUAAUAUGAAUAAAUCUUGUGUUAUUGCAAGUAACAAGUGAGCUAUGAAA